Gilbertella persicaria is the source of this 2190-nucleotide messenger RNA. Its product is annotated as Dymeclin. Gene Ontology annotation, biological process: Golgi organization. The record is from RefSeq and is a predicted model, not a curated record. The transcript is spliced from 10 exons. Bases 14 to 2107 code for a protein of 697 amino acids. Gene Ontology annotation, cellular component: Golgi apparatus. Lineage: Eukaryota; Fungi; Mucoromycota; Mucoromycetes; Mucorales; Choanephoraceae.
UCGUUGAUUAACUAUGAAUCCCUCACCCUCUAUUUUGGCAGAAACAAUAACCGCACCUCCACCAACUACACGAAGACCAUCAAACUAUGUGUUAGAAAACAAUAAGCCUAAUAAAACAACACCCCCUCCUUUAUUACCUCGUAUACAAUCCUCUGAAGUUUCUUUCUCGAGUCUAAGUCUACAAUCACCUACUACGCCUACUCACAAAUAUGCACAUACCAAGUCACCUACUGAGCAUCAUCCUUAUUUCUCAGUUUCUCAACUGGCCGCUAUUCGACUUUUAUGUUCUGCAGUUGAAAUAAACGACUGGUCCUUUUUAUCGCUCGAGAAAUAUGCCGCUUGCUAUAGCGCGCAAGGUGCUUACGAUCUAGAAAUGAGCACUUUGGGACUCUCUAUUGAUCUUGCUGCCAAUAACCCAAGGACACGCAACUUUACUAGGCUAGUGGCUCAUUUACUCUCACUGUUGAAAGAGUUGCAGUCGAACCAACAUGAAACCAUUCCUAUCCAGACGUUUAACGCGUUAUUCUUGACAAAUGCAUUAACAAAGCAGUUUGCAUGUAAUUUGACCAAUCAAGAGCUCAUCCAUCAGUUUGAGGAUAGCAACUCUUUGCAAGGAGAACAACUUGUUGAAGCUCUAUUGUAUGUCUUGAUUAACAUGGAUCCAUGCUUUAGUUAUUCAACCUAUGAAUUUUAUACUGAGAUCUUGAAUACCAUGAUUAUCCUAUGUUCUACUCAACUUCGUCAUUCCAAAGCAUCGCAGACCAACAACUACUUCUUGCACGUAUUAAUGCACAAAUUUGCUAACAGAGCAGAAACAGUAGUCGCUCGUUUAUUAGAGAAUCUCAUUUCUCAAAAGACAGCACCGCCUCAGUCAUCCAGUGUCAUGUAUACUGCGUAUAAUUAUUUUUUCUCGGGAAGAACCAAUGUCUUGUCGGAUACUGAUAGCAUACCUGUAGCAGAUCGCAGUCUUCUGCUCUUGUUGUUGUUGGGAACACAACCUUUAGAAAAUGAUAGUAAAUGGAUGAAAGCUUAUCGAUUUGCCUUAGCUACUUUGAGUGAUCAUAAUAUGGUAUCGAACGAUAUUGAUGAGCCUGAUAGAAAAAUGCAUUUGAUUUCAUUCAAAGACUUGUUUGAAAUCUUUAGUACCUCUUUGCAUAUAGAAGAAAGAAUGCUCUUGUUUUAUUUGAUUCUUAAAGAAAAUGAAACGUUUCGUGUUUAUGUCUUGUCAAGAACAGACCCGGAAACAAUUUACAUGCCCAUUUUAAGGCUUAUUUAUGAAUCUAUGGAAGGAAAGACUAAUUACUCGCAAGUAUAUGUUCUUUUUGUCAUCUUGUUAAUACUAAGUCAAGACGAUGUUAAUAAUGAAGCGGUCCAUAAAGUGGUUGUAAGCAAUAUUACAUGGUUUAUUGAAAGACCAUUAUUAAAGUCAGUAUCGCUGGGCGGAUUGGUGAUUUUGAUAUUGAUUCGUACACUCCAGCUGAAUCUAUCGCAUCAUAAAGAUGUGUUUAUUCAUACAAAUGCACUGGCUAUCUUAUCCAACAUGUCUAAUAGAAUAUACGACAUGCAUGCUUAUGUUGCUCAAAGGUUCAUAAGCUUUUUUGAAGUAUUGGCCCGACGAUAUAUAAAAUCCACCGAAAGUCUGACAAUAGAUAUUUCGGUCUAUGAAGAUAUUUUAGUUCUCUUGCUAGAAACUAUUAAUUCCGCCUUGAGUUACUGUCUAAAACAUAAUGCUCAAUUGGUCUAUGCCUUAUUGCAGAAGCGUGAAAUAUUUACUCCCUUUGAAUCACAUCCUCGACUAGCUGACUUAGUGCACAAUUUAGAACAAGUAAUUCAAUACUUUAAUACCCGUGUUUCUGAGGCUAAUCUCAAAGCACCAUCUUCAAAUGAAGUGCUCAGAUUGGUUGAACAAGCAGCCCGUACUUGGUCAAAUCAAAAGUUGAUUUUAUUACCCGUCUUGAAAUUCUCAUAUGAAGAAGAGCAAAAUUCUUUUGAGUUCUUUAUACCUUACAUAUGGGCAUUGAUUCAUCGCAAGUCUUUCAUUUACUGGAGCGAGGAAAAAUGUCAUGUACUAGACAAUUAUCGAGCGAUAAAUGAAGAAAAUGCAUAAACUAAUAAAGUUAGAUAAAAUAAAAGUGAAAAAUUAAAUGUUUGUGAUAUAAUCACUAAUAAAAUGGUCAAAUCAAUUAGUCG